UAUGGUUUUUUUGGGGGCAUUUUUUAGUAAAUUAGUAUAACUCCCCCAAAAAUAUUUAUAAUAAGCCAUCACCUUUUUUAAUAAAUAAAUUAUCUUCUUAGCAGAUCCAAAUGUAAAAGAGACUCCCAUCAAAGCAACCCUUCUUUGUUUGUCAAUUCCCAGUCCAAAUCUUUCAACAUCUCACGACCUCUUCGCAUUGCUUCAUUAUUAGUAGAUCCCUAUCUCUUGUUUUUCUCCUCUUAAACUCUAUUUUUUUUUCCGUCCAGAUUGUUCUAGAAUUUUAGAUCUUUGUUUCUUUUUUUUUUCAGAACAAUUUUCCAUCAAAUUUUGGGUACUUUCCAGAUAUGGGAAAAGUUUCAGCCAUUAUAUACAUUGCUGUGGCUCUUCUAAUCCUCUUCCUCAUCUCGCAUUCCCCUAAGAAACACCCCAACCACAGCCGCCAUCGCCGCCUAAAGCUCCGCUCUUCUUUCAGCUUCAGCAACCCCACCCACCACGAGCCCGUGGCUUUUGAUCCUCUCGUCGCCGACAUCGAGCGCCGCCGUGAAGAUCGACAAUGGGAGAAGCAGUACUUGGAGCACACCCAUCCUGAGCUUGUAAAUGACCACGCUCCGGGUCACGAGUCGCAGCCCGAGUGGGAGGAUUUCAUGAACGCUGAGGAUUACUUGAAUGAUGAGGAUAAGUUCAACGUUACCAAUAGGUUGGUAAUGCUGUUCCCCAAGAUUGAUGCGGACCCUGCAGAUGGUUUUGUAACGGAGAAUGAAUUGACUGAGUGGCAUCUACAACAAGCAGCAAAGGAAGUCUUGCACAGGUCUAUGAGGGAGAUGGAAGUUCAUGACAAGAACCAUGAUGGAUUUGUUUCAUUUGCAGAGUAUGAGCCUCCCAGUUGGGUGAAGAAUGACAACAAUUCUUUUGGCUAUGACAUGGGCUGGUGGAAAGAGGAACAUUUUAACGCAUCAGAUGCCAACGGUGAUGGUUUGUUGAACAUAACCGAGUUCAAUGACUUUCUGCAUCCAUCUGACAGCAAAAGCCCAAAGCUGCUACACUGGCUGUGCAAGGAGGAAGUAAGAGAAAGAGAUACAGACAGGGAUGGGAAGGUUAACUUUGAUGAGUUCUUUCAUGGGCUCUUUGAUUUGGUGAGAAACUAUGAUGAAGAAGAUCAUAACUCUUCCCAUCCAUCUCACGACUCAUUGGAGUCCCCGGCUAGACAUUUGUUUAGCCAGCUUGAUAAAGAUGGGGACAGACUGUUGUCUGAAGAAGAACUACUACCAAUAAUUGGGAAAAUUCAUCCAUCUGAGCGGUACUAUGCGAAACAACAAGCAGAUUACAUCAUAUCACAGGCAGAUUCAGAUAAAGAUGGUCGCUUAAGCUUACUCGAGAUGAUUGAGAACCCAUACGUAUUCUAUAGUGCCAUCUUCAGUGAGGAUGAGGAUGAUGAUGACUACGAAUAUCACGAUGAGUUCCGCUAAAUGCUAAUUUCAUGAUAGGACACAAAGACAGCAAUAGGAUUCAAUUUCUUUUCUUGCAAGAAUUGUAUGCUUUAUAGAAUUAGUAAUUAUGGAACCUUUUUUUCCAUUAAAUUUUUAAGAGCUUCGAGUUUUUCAGGAUUGAAAACCCCUUACAAAAUGCGAAAACAUUAGUUAUUUAUUUAUUAACUAAUGAAUGAAUUGCCUCUGCCCA
Molecule: messenger RNA, 1677 nt
Organism: Gossypium raimondii (Peruvian cotton)
Lineage: Eukaryota; Viridiplantae; Streptophyta; Magnoliopsida; Malvales; Malvaceae
Exons: 8
Coding region: 345-1466 (373 amino acids)
Cellular component (GO): endoplasmic reticulum
Molecular function (GO): calcium ion binding
Source: RefSeq, a predicted model, not a curated record